CCUUUGUUCCCUUCAUUGACCUUUACAGUUGAUGCCCAGCAAGCAUGGAUGACUUGGUAAAAUGGCCUGAAAUAGAAAAAGCAGCAACGGGAAAGAGACGUGAGUUGGUCUUGCAGGGUCCUAAUGUUGAACGACGAAUUUCGUCCGGUGGAGGACUCAGCCCCGACAUCUAUUCUCUCACUCUGCUGAAUUAUCUGGAGGUUAGCCAGUGUCCAAGUCUGACAGAGAUCCACGAGGACAUCCAACAUUUGACAAACCUUCAAAGCCUCAUCCUAUGCAGGAACAAGCUUGUCUCCGUCCCAAAUGUUGUCGGAAACCUGAGGUCCUUAAAGGUCCUGGACCUUUCAGUCAACAACCUGACGGUUCUACCAAAGGAAAUCACCGAGCUAAAAGAGCUAAACACCCUCAAUGUGAGCUGCAACAAUUUGGAGUUCCUGCCAGAAGGACUUAGUCAGUGCACCAAGCUUGCUAACAUCAACAUUUCCAAGAAUCGCAUCAAUGGAUUCCCCCCUGAUUUCUACUCGGAGCGUUUGGAUCUCCUCAGCACACUGGUCGCCUCUGAUAACAGCAUUGACCUGCUGAGUGGGGACAUUCAGAAGCUACCUGCUCUGAAGGUGGGUCAAAGUUCAUUCCCAGAUCUGUUGUUGCUCACUCACACACUCACAUCUCUUUCAUGUUGAACACUAAGACACUCUUAAUGUCUUUUCCAGCUGCAUUUAAGCUAAAUGCCGAGUUAAACGUUUUCCUGAGUAUCAGAGCGAUACUACUUUUUCUAGUGUUCAUAUCACAUCCCCAAACUAUUAAUAAUAAUAAUAAUAAUAAUAAUAAUAAUGCAUCGGAUUUUUAUAGCGCUUUUUGUCAGUGACCUCAAAGCGCUUUACAUUGGAUACAUCAUUCAUUCGCUCACACAGUCACACCUUGGUGGUGGUAUUAAGAGUUGACAUUUACUGACUGACGAACGAAAGUGCAAAGGUUUUAAAAAGAGCGUGUGAUGUAUGAGGUAGCUUCUGCUUUUUAUCAAAUGUACUAAACACAAGUUCAGCUCCUUGUUCUGUCCUCUUUUUUUUUCUUCCCAGAUGUUGGAUCUCUCAAACAACAAGCUGACUGAGAUCCCCUUCAACCUGAGUGACUGCCCCAAGCUUAAGGACAUCAAUUUCAAAGGCAACAAAUUGCAUGAUAAGCGUCUGGAGAAGAUGGUAAAUGGUUGCCAGACCAAGUCUAUUCUGGACUACCUGAGGGCAAAAGGAAGACAGGUAGAGGAUGGAGGGGACACUGACAAGGGUCGCAACACUGACAAAGGGAAAAGACAACAGAGGAAGAAGAAGGAGAAGGUGGCAGAUGAACAGGAUGAGGUGGAGGAACUGAACAAAAUGGUAGUGAGGGUUCUCCAUUUUUCAGAUGCUCCUUCAGCUCUCACAGUCAAAGUGAAUGCUGAGGUCAAAGAUGUUCGACCAUAUUUGGUGUGCUGCAUGGUCAGAGGCAUGAACCUGAGGCCGGGGAAUGCUCUCAAACGAUUCCUGGUAGCUCAGGUAAAGUUUACUUGGUGAUUUCACUACUCUAGAGGUGCUUUACUUUGUAGUGCACUAAAAGUCGGUGAUGUCUCACAACUAAGUCUUUGAUAAAUGUUUUUCUAGACAAAGCUUCAUGACGACUUGUGUGGUAGAAGGACGAUUGCAACCAUUGCAACUCAUGAUGUGCAGCUUCUCAAAGCUCCCCUGACCUAUGAUGUCAAACCACCCACCCAGCUUAAGGUAAGACACCACAGGUCCUUGUUCGGAUUCUCAGUAUUUCCACUUUGAAGGAGUUCUUCACAGCUAAAACCAUUUGUACUUAUGAAAACUAAAGUGAAUUUUUUACUCAUGUAAACUGGUUUGCAGUCCUUGUUGUUGUCCCUUUUUUAGUCUGUUGCUAAGUUGUUGGAAUCUUUACCCAAAGAGCUCUUGAGGUAGAAAGUAUAAUUUUCACUGAAAAUUUGAUUGUUUGUUAGAUUGCACCUCUGGGCCGUAAGGAGAUGACAGCUGUCGAGCUAAUAAGACACCUUCAGCUGGAGGCUGAUGAGUUGAGAAAGCAGAAGAAGAGGCAGAAUGUCACCGGGCUACACAAGUAAGUUCAUCAGUAGCUUUACCUGAAAACUCUAAGAUGGUAGGUAUGGUUUUGAGUUGACCAUUACUAUGAAGAGUGGUUACUUAUUAACAUUAGUAUGCUAUUUCACCCUUAAUAACAAGUGAGUUUCAGUAGCUCAAGCAAUAUUUAAGUGUGGGGACAGAAAUAAAAUUCAACAAUAUUAAAAAAUGGCAGAUUUUUGUACCAGGGAAUGUGAGUAAUAAUUGUUCCUCUUCAUGAAGUAAACAUUGAGUUGUCCACUGAUCAAAUUCAUGGUGUUGAAAAACCAUACUGAAUUAACCUGUGUUUUUAAAUUAAGAUAUAAUAUGUUGGACAGAAUUGAAAGUAAUAUAAAACAUUACAGUGCACACAACAUUAAAACAUACCUGAGUAAAGGUAAACUGACUUGAACUUAUUACAUUUAGCACUUUUCUGGUCUGUCAGUGUGUCAAGUGUGAUAAACAACAGCCUAAGCUUGAUUUAUUUCAUCUAAGCCCUACAUAUUUAUGCCGCCAAGUAGUCUCACAACCACUGGUGGACAAAGUACUCAACUUUACUUGGGUGAAAGUGUGGAUACUCCUGGUCAAAUUUAACUCCAAUACAAGUAAAAGUUGUUCAGUCAAGUUUUUACUUAAGUUAAAGUACUGGAGUACCUGCUUUUGAAAAUAUUUAAGUUUUAGAAGUACAUUUUCGUUUUUAUUCAACACGUGUAUUGUUGCCACACUAAAUUCAGAAAACCUAAUAACUGAAACAACCUACUGAAUGCACUGACCUGCUAAUAAAACUUUUAGAAUACAAAGUUUCUAGAAUAUGCUGAAAAGCUGACAGAAUUGCCUGCUGAAACGCAACUGAAUUGACAAAAGGACAAUUAUUGCUGUUAUCUUUUUUUUUAUUCACCCCCAGUUUUUGUAAGCGCUGAUAAAGUUUGUGCACUGCAAAACAGAGCAAACGUUUAAAAUGAUAUGAAUCAUUUUAAACCAUGGCCUUCAGAUAUGGCCAUGGGUGUACUGCUGUUGAAUUGUUGCCUGUAUCUGUCAUAGACAUAAUUACCACUGCCAAGAGGGACCGCAACUGUUAUGUGAGCAAUGUUAGCUCAACCUUUACCUGCCCGAUCUGAGUAGUGCAUGUGCACGUUACAGGUACGGCAUCACCAAUUGAACAAAUGACACGCAGAUGAUCGCAUUUUAAAAGAGAAAAGAAGUGUCAUCUUCUGACUUAGAAGCUAUACUUAAAAGUAACAAAUAUCGAGACUCCUCAUUGAAAUGGAAGGGAGUUAAAAGUACAGUGUUUGUCCUUUAAAUGUAGUGGAGUAAAAGUCACAGGUUUUCCCAAAAAAUUAUACUCAAGUAAAGAACAGAUACUCAGAAAAUGUACUUAAGUACAGUGUUUAAGUAUAUACUUUGUUACUGUCCACCCCUGCUCACAACUAAUAUAACAGCAUUUUUUGUACAGAUACCUGCAGAUUCUUCAAGGAAAAUCCCUCUAUCCCUGUCUAGUAGAUGCAGAGGGACAUGUGAUCUCAUUCCCACCUAUCACCAACAGUGAGAAAACUAAGGUUAGUAUGGCUUAGAUGGAGCUGACAGAAGAAAUAAACAUGGGUUUUGUUUGGAUCAAUUAAUUUAAUUAAAAAAAAAAAAAAAUUCAGUUUGUAUUCAAAGUAAUGAAUGAUAACAUGUUCAGCUUGCUUUACCCUACAGAUCAAGAAGACAACUGAAGAGUUGUUCUUGGAGGUGACAAGUGCAACCAGCUUGCAGACAUGCAAAGAUGUCAUGGACGCCCUGAUUGUAGUAAGCGUGGUCUUUUAUGUGUCUGUUUUUUGGCACUACAGAAGAAGUAUUACAGCCUAAACUGUUAUUUUUGGUAUAUUUUGCCUUUCACUAGAUAGGAUAGCUAAAGAGAGACAGGACAUGUGGGGAGUGGAGGUAGGGGAUAACAAUAACUGUAAGUAAGAAUGUAGACUUCAUCUACAAAAAGGGGCAGAGCCGCCUCUUUGGCCUGAGAGGACUCUGAACAAAAGACAUCUGUUGUAAGAUGCUGCAGAUGUUUUAUCAGUCUGUGGUAUCUACAGUGUUCUGUGCUGUUCUACGCUGCAGUCUGCUGGGAAGGAAGCAUCAAAUACAAAGAUGCAAGAUGUCUGAACAAACUGGUGAAAAAGGCUGGCUCUGGCUCUGAUUCAAGUCAGAUGCAGUGGAGGAUGUGGUGGAGAGAUGUACACUGAGGAAGGUUUAGGCUAUUCUAAAGAACACGGAUCAUCCACUUCAUAACACCUUAAAGGGAUUUUCAAAAAUUAAUUUAGGGUUAAACACACCGUAACACUGAGUUAGAUACCCCCUUAAGAGAUGAAUUUUGCCGACCGCUUGCUUCAGUAGUUAUACCAACUUAAGUAACGACCGCAUGAUAGCAAUACACAGUGGUCUAUGGAACCACACACAGACCUCAACCAAAACACCACUCUAUAGCCACAAAUUAUGCUCAGAACAGGACCUAACUUCAUCAACAGUACAUAUAGGGUCCUAACCACAGCCUCCAAACAUCUUUUAACUUUGCCUAAUUUUUUAGCAGAGUGACUAAACACGACUCACCUACCUUCUUCCAGCAGCCACUUGUUUGUAGCGAGACCUAGGGCUAAUCCAUUACGGACUGCAGCGGGGGGACGCAGCUCAAGAAAGAACAUUUAUAAUCAUUUCUUUAUCAUUUCCUUGAAGUAAAAAUGAUUAUAUUAAUCAUUUUGCACAGUAGACGCUGUAGUUCUUCAGCUUUAGUGUCUUGGUCUCAUUGCAUUUCCAUGAAAAAAUGAUCAUAAAUGUUCUUCCUAGAGCAGUGUCACCCUGCUGUAGUCCAUAAUAGACUGGCCUGAGGUCUCGCUACAAACAAACGACUAGCUAGCUACAUGAACAAGCGGCUGCUGGAAGAGAGUUGGUGAGUUGUGUUUAGUCUCUGUACUGUUGAUGAAGUUUGGUGCUGUUCUAAGCAUUAUUUGUGGUUAUAGAGUGGCUUUUUGGUUGAGGUUUGUGCGUGGCUUCUCAGACUGCUGUGUAUUGCUAUCCUGCUGUUUUACGAGUUGGUUUAAUUGGUUGGUUUAACUAGAGAGGCAAGCGGUCCACAACGUUCAUCUCUCGAGGGGUUGUCUAACACGGUGUUACGGUGUGUUUGACCCUGAAUUAAUUUUACGCCGAAAUAUCCCCUUAAUGGACCAAAGGGCUAAUGGCGGUGGACGGCUCCUCUCUCUUUGCUGCAGGACAGAAAGAUUCAGGAUAUCUUUUCAAACCACAACCAUCAGACUUCAUAAUUCUUCUGUAAAUAGUAGAUGAAAUGAGACUCCAAACAAUUGGAUUUCAUGUUGAGGAUGAAUAAAGUUCUUCUUAUCUUAUUGUGUAUCCAUCAAAGCAGAUGUGCAAAAUGAACAACGCAGUCCUCACUGCGCAAUAUGAGUAGAUCAGCUUGUGCGUUUGUCUGUGGGUGCUCUGAAGUUUUCACAUAUUCAAAUACACAAAACUUCAGUAAGUCAGGUCCCAAGGCCACCACCUGGGCAACAUCAGCAACUUUCAUCCAUUUUGGUGGAUGGAACAUCUUGUACUGGAGGUACAGACACUCCAGUGUUUUGGCUAUGUUGAUGGUCAGGAAGACUGAGCUUAACAUAUCUACUGGACAAAUGCAACUUCCCAAUAAAAAUACAUGUAGAAGACAUGCUUGAAAGAAAUGCAUUCAAAAAAGGAGGUUGUGUAAAUGUUGAAAAGGCAACUUUUAUACACUCACCGGCCACUUUAUUAGGUACACCAUGCUAGUAACGGGUUGGACCCCCUUUUGCCUUCAGAACUGCCUCAAUUCUUCGUGGCAUAGAUUCAACAAGGUGCUGGAAGCAUUCCUCAGAGAGCUUGGUCCAUUUUGACAUGAUGGCAUCACACAGUUGCCGCAGAUUUGUCGGCUGCACAUCCAUGAUGCAAAUCUCCCGUUCCACCACAUCCCAAAGAUGCUCUAUUGGAUUGAGAUCUGGUGACUGUGGAGGCCAUUUGAGUACAGUGAACUCAUUGUCAUGUUCAAGAAACCAGUCUGAGAUGAUUCCAGCUUUAUGACAUGGCGCAUUAUCCUGCUGAAAGUAGCCAUCAGAAGUUGGGUACAUUGUGGUCAUAAAGGGAUGGACAUGGUCAGCAACAAUACUCAGGUAGGCUGUGGCGUUGCAACGAUGCUCAAUUGGUACCAAGGGGCCCAAAGAGUGCCAAGAAAAUAUUCCCCACACCAUGACACCACCACCACCAGCCUGAACCGUUGAUACAAGGCAGGAUGGAUCCAUGCUUUCAUGUUGUUGACGCCAAAUUCUGACCCUACCAUCCGAAUGUCGCAGCAGAAAUCGAGACUCAUCAGACCAGGCAACGUUUUUCCAAUCUUCUAUUGUCCAAUUUCGAUGAGCUUUUGCAAAUUGUAGCCUCAGUUUCCUGUUCUUAGCUGAAAGGAGUGGCACCCGGUGUGGUCUUCUGCUGCUGUAGCCCAUCUGCCUCAAAGUUCGACGUACUGUGCGUUCAGAGAUGCUCUUCUGCCUACCUUGGUUGUAACGGGUGGUUAUUUGAGUCACUGUUGCCUUUCUAGCAGCUCGAACCAGUCUGGCCAUUCUCCUCUGACCUCUGGCAUCAACAAGGCAUUUCCGCCCACAGAACUGCCGCUCACUGGAUAUUUUUUCUUUUUCGGACCAUUCUCUGUAAACCCUAGAGAUGGUUGUGCGUGAAAAUCCCAGUAGAUCAGCAGUUUCUGAAAUACUCAGACCAGCCCUUCUGGCACCAACAACCAUGCCACGUUCAAAGUCACUCAAAUCACCUUUCUUCCCCAUACUGAUGCUCGGUUUGAACUGCAGGAGAUUGUCUUGACCAUGUCUACAUGCCUAAAUGCACUAAGUUGCCGCCAUGUGAUUGGCUGAUUAGAAAUUAAGUGUUAACGAGCAGUUGGACAGGUGUACCUAAUAAAGUGGCCGGUGAGUGUAUAUCCUGUAUAUGGCAGAUUCAGUUUCAUAGUGUCUGUGUCUUUGAAAUAACAGCUUUAAGCCCAUGUUAUUGAUUGAAACUAAGCAUUUAAAGGGCAUUUCCUGUUUCUUUGCAGAAAAUGGCAGAAUUGAACAAGUUUACAGCUGAACAUAAGGAGGAGGCUGGUUCAGAUGGGGAAGGAGACACCCCACCAGAACCUGCGGCGAGCUGUGAGACCUCCAGUGAACUCAUAGUCCAGCAGGUUCGAACAGUUGACCAGGAAGGAAACCUGAAAGUUGUCUACCCGUCAAAGACAGACCUCUCCAAAGAACUCAGCAGUCUGACUGUAAUUUGGUAAUAACUCAACAGAAAAACUUGGAUUUUUCAACCACAUGCUACAUGAUGUAAUCAAUACAACUUAUGUUUGAGAACAGGCAAUAAAAUCACACCCCUAUAUUUCAGGAACACAAAUAUUCUCAUUGGGUAGAUUUUUUUUUUUUGCAAUUGUAACCCCAGGACAGGAGCAGUUAAUUUUUUUACUUCCAUGACAUAAUGAAUAUAAAGGUAUUACCAAUGUUUUCAACUUCAUUAAAUAAUUUUGUCCUCUUUGUCUGAAAAUCCUUAUUUAUCUGUUAUUUGAGAAGUGAAGGAACCCCUCAUCUGUUGGGAAAGGUGAUUUAUUUUGAUUGGCAUGACUUAAAUAAACAUUAGUCCCUCAUUUUUGGUACUAGGAUACUUUUGAGACUAUCUAUUACCUUGCUUAUCGACUUACCAGCUGUGUUAAAUAUUUGACUGUACCUGAUCAAAACUCCACAGCAGCUGAUAAUUCAGGCAAAAGUGAUCCAAGGGAUGUGAUAGCACAACAAUGAUGCACAACAUGGAGGAAUUUUUAAAAUAAUACUGUCAACUUUUUGGGAGAGCUGGAAACCUGAAAUUGUUGAUUAAUGGCUGGUCAGUUACCAGCAGAGAAAAGAAAUUGGGAAAUAACAUACAAGCAAGGGAUGUAAAAACACAUCAGAGCUGAUUCAAAGAGAUGUUGACUAAAGUGCACUCAGCUUGGCUAGGUGGGGAUCAACAGCAGUGCUUGCUGCUGUGAACCCCUUAUUGGCGUGUAGAAGGGUGUGUGCCUGGGUGGAGGUGUCCUGGCCCUGGGCCAUGAGCAGCCUCCGGUGAUGUCGGCCUCCUGGUGUUUCCUGACCUGGCUCCUCUGUACUCAGCCACAUGCUUUUCAGAAUGCAUUAUCUCUGUGUGUGUGCAUGCGUGCAUGCGUGUGCUAGGGUUAGGUCUUGGCGGGGGUGGGGGGAGGGAAAUUGUUUUUUUUCAAUUGUUUUUAACAUGUAAAGCACUUUGUUCUGCAUUUGCUUUUGCAUGAAAAUUGCUAUAUAAAUAAAAUUUGAUUUGUUUGAUUGAAUAAAGUGAAGAAAAAAGAGGUUAGGCAAACACAAACAAAAGGGUAAGUGCUUUGGCAGCAUUACAGGACUUAUCAUGAGUUUACCGCCUACAUUAACUGAAAGUGUUAAAUUCCAAGUUCUCAACUCACCAUCACCACACCUGACUCCCCCUGUCACUCAAGGCCAAGCCACACUCCCAACAUCAUAAAAGCCAGCCCUCAGGCCUUCUCUUCCUCUUGCACCCUGACCAAAGAUCAGCAGAGAACAAAGGGAGUCUGAAUGUGAGUUGAAAAUGGAAAAAGCCUUACCAAAUUUUGUUUGAUUCUCCUGAUUUGUAUUAUUUCUAAUAUGGUUUAUUGUCAAAUAUUAUUUCAUUAGAUUGCUGUCAAACUAAACCCAAAUUUAGUGAUGAUUUAAAGCUCUGACGUGGAUGCAUUUAUGAUGUAAGCUAACAAAUUUACAAAUUCAUUUGACUUCAUAAGUCCCCCUUUGUAUUUUAUAUUGAUACAUCUUGUUUCUAUUUCUUUGAUUGUCUGAACAGAAAAAAUCAUCCACAGAAGACAAAAGAAAAUAAACCUUCUAAACUGAA
Molecule: messenger RNA, 9035 nt
Organism: Xyrichtys novacula (pearly razorfish)
Lineage: Eukaryota; Metazoa; Chordata; Actinopteri; Labriformes; Labridae
Source: the annotation of a GenBank genome assembly